Messenger RNA from Synchiropus splendidus (mandarinfish), 1092 nucleotides. RefSeq names its product endonuclease, polyU-specific C (gene endouc). The transcript has 8 exons. Lineage: Eukaryota; Metazoa; Chordata; Actinopteri; Syngnathiformes; Callionymidae. Bases 86 to 1030 code for a protein of 314 amino acids. Gene Ontology annotation, molecular function: RNA endonuclease activity. The record is from RefSeq and is a predicted model, not a curated record.
UUGCCCAACUCCUGCAGGACACCAAGUGCUGGGUGGAGAAGUUCUGUCACAACUCAGAGUGGUGGGAAGAUCUGCGGCAGCAAUCAUGGCUUUCAGCAGGUUCUGUGUAGUCCUUGUCCUACUUGUUGCUUCUCUCGGUGUGUCAGAAUCAUCCAGGCCAGUUAUAAACCAGGAGCUGUCCACCCUCUUCAAUGAGCUGUGGAUGCUGGAUGUCAACAGGAUGACACCGGGAGUGGACUACACCGUCACCGUUCAAGGUCGUGCUGGAUUCGUGACUCAGGGAACCCAUGUUGUGCAGGAUCAUGCAGCCCAGCCUCUGUUCUCUAACGUCAAUGAGACCAAACUGUGGAACACCACCACAUUCUCCAGGCUUCUGAGCCUCCUGGAUAACUAUGAGCGGUCCACGGGCGUGACUGAGCGUGUCACGGAAGAGGAGCGCUCAGAGACUAAUCUCUUCUUGGAUGCUGUCUUGCAAACAGAAGUCAUGAAGCGCGCUCACAGAUAUCUGGUGAGUAAACGCCAGUCCAGUUCUGACCUGACGUUGUUCAAGAGUCAGCUGCACUUGAUCUGGUUCCAUCUUUACCACAGACAGAGGACCGCUGGCCUGGACUCUUGUGGGUUUGAGCACGUAUUCGUUGGAGAGUUGAAAUCUGGAGUGGAAAUCAUCGGUUUCCAUAACUGGGUUCAGUUCUACCUGCAGGAGAAGGACAGACAGCUGGACUACAAAGGAUACAAGGCCAGAGAGAACGACCUUCCUGAUCACGACGACCACGUGCUGAACCUCCAGUUCAGUUGGCACAACGUGGUGAAGCCAGUCGGCAGCAGCUUCAUCGGCACCAGCCCGGAGUUUGAGAUGGCCGUCUUCACCGUCAUCUUCCUCAUGAACACGGAGAAGAGCACCAAUGUUGUGGUCAACAUUGACCAGUGUCAGAUGGAGCUGGUGGUGAUCAGGCAUGGACGCUCGCUUGGGACAGCGUAUCCCAAGCUGCUCAGCAGCAACAGCAGACACGUGCAGCGGCGCUCGCACUGACCACGUCUCUGUAAUAUACAAGUUUAUUUACAUAUACAUGCAGUGUCUUCAUGACGAUGCAU